AUGAGGAGCAGCGGAGAAGGCGAGAGGGCGAUCCUUGGCCUCGAAUUCUGGAUCAUCGUCGUCGGGAUCGGUGGUGUCGAGGUUGAGACAAGCGCAUCGCUCAAGGGAGGUGAAGAAGGCCGAGACGACGGAGGAGCUAACCCAUGUGGCCACCUGAUCGAGCUUCACUCGAGAAAUCACGCUCAAGCCGCCGUUGUUUCCGUUCUCCAUCGAUGCCGUUCGAUCUCGGAAUCUCUCAAUUCCUCAGCUCAGAUCGGAGGAGUUGAGGAGAAUUGA
Molecule: messenger RNA, 276 nt
Organism: Microthlaspi erraticum
Lineage: Eukaryota; Viridiplantae; Streptophyta; Magnoliopsida; Brassicales; Brassicaceae
Source: the annotation of a GenBank genome assembly